AUGGCUCUCGUGAAUAUUAUUGUUAGCAUGCCAUUGCUCGCCUACGUGUCAUCGAUGUUCAUUGAACAAAAAGUGGAAACUCUGACUCUUGAGAUGAAACGUCUUCAGAAUGAAAUAACUGAGCUGAGAACAUCAUUCAAUGAUAAUCAAGAAAAACUGAAAAUGCUCACAACUGCUUUGAUGGCGACUAAAUGCACACCAACACUAGCUGGGUUUAAUGAAAGUGCAAACAACUGCAGGAUUGCAUUUCAUGCACGUCUAACCAAGAGUAUAGAAAAUUUGAAUCCCUGGCAGACGAUUGUCUUUGGCCAAGUUCAGACCAACCAUGGAAAUGCCUAUGCAAGCACAACAGGAAUAUUUACUGCGAAAACGCCGGGAGUGUAUGUUUUUUAUGUACAUAUUCUUGGUUCAACACGUAACAUGGAAAUCUGUCUGAAGAAAAAUGAGGACUGCAUACUUUACUUGUACUCCCAGGGUACCAGCUCAUAUGGCUCUGAUGAUAACAUGGUUGUUGUGGACCUAGCUGUGGGUGACCGGGUGUACGUAGUGAAACAUGGAGCAUUUGGCACAGCCCCAUUCUAUGUUCACCACGCAUGGACCAACUUUGCAGGCUACAUGUUAUACCCGUUGUAG
Dreissena polymorpha is the source of this 633-nucleotide messenger RNA. RefSeq names its product heavy metal-binding protein HIP-like. Bases 1 to 633 code for a protein of 210 amino acids. Lineage: Eukaryota; Metazoa; Mollusca; Bivalvia; Myida; Dreissenidae. The record is from RefSeq and is a predicted model, not a curated record. Gene Ontology annotation, molecular function: protein binding. The transcript has a single exon.